GCCGAGCUAAGGGGGGCGGAGCCUCCUCGAGGCCAGGAGGAGCCUCCUCGGGAGCGCUGAGCUCCUAAAGAAGGCGGCAGAAGGAGAGCCGCUCCUCAUCUCUGAGACUCGCUGGUUUGGUUGGACUGCAGGAUCAUGGAGCGGAUGGAGUCCAUGGAGCCCAUCUCGGCCUGUUACACCACCUCCUACCCGGAGAUCCAACCCGACAGCGGCUACGGCUCCAGGGAGACCCCAGAGAACCAGGCGAAGACGCCGCCGGCCCCCGCCUACAACGAGGAGCUGGAGCACAAGACGAUCCUCGUGGGAGACAGCGGAGUUGGGAAAACCUCCUUGCUGGUGCAGUUCGAUCAGGGAAAGUUCAUCUCUGGUUCAUUCUCUGCAACUGUUGGCAUCGGAUUAACGAAUAAAGUGGUAACUGUUGAUGAUACAAAAGUCAAACUCCAGAUCUGGGAUACGGCAGGACAGGAGCGGUUCAGGAGUGUGACACAUGCGUACUACAGGGAUGCUCAUGCAUUGCUACUUUUAUACGACAUCACCAGCAAAUCAUCCUUCGACAACAUCCGGGCGUGGUUAACAGAGAUCCAUGAGUAUGCACAGAGCGAUGUAGUCAUCAUGUUGCUGGGCAACAAGGCAGACAUGAGCAGUGAGCGAGCAAUCCGGAGAGAUGAAGGAGAAAGGUUGGCAAGAGAGUAUUCUGUUCCAUUCAUGGAGACCAGCGCCAAGACGGGAGUCAACGUGGAGCUGGCCUUCACCGCCAUCGCCAAAGAGUUGAAGCAGCGGGCCAUCCAGCAACCCAAUGAAGCCAAGUUCCAGAUUCACCAAUACAUCGAGGCCCGGAAGGAGAAGUCAGGCUGUUGCAGCUACUUCUGAACCCAAACGGAAAACAGAAACCAGGAAGUCAGGAAUUCAAACUCCCAUUGGGAGCUCCUGAAGGAGGAGAACGACAUGCUGGUGCCAUUCAUCUCAGAGAAGCAACACAACUACAGCUACCAAGACCCAAAAAUGAACAGACAUCAGAAGAUUCUUCUCUGUUCACAAACAGAAUCCCAAAUUCUUUAGACACUACCGCUGAUGUUUUCAAAUAUGGUCCAUUUGAGCAAACGUAUCAAAUAAGAAUAAAGACAGUUUUUACCCACCAGAAGAGAGAAACAACAGCUUCUGGAUUCUGAUGCCUUCAAAUGAAAGCACCUCUAAAUAAAGUCACUUUUUUAUUUUAAACUUGCCGCUUGGUUGCACUUCUAAUCUGAACUCUUCCCAGGAACACUUGACCCUAAAGUCUGGUUAGUUAGGCUGUUGUGAUCCCUGUGUUCCAUAUUCAGGCUCAAUUAGCUGAAGGUUACGGAUGAUAGCUAAACAUGCCCAGAUAAAAUUAUCCAACGCUUAGGAUGUAAGUUACAGAAAGGAUAACCUCCACUUUUCAGCCCCUCAAGACCUUUUGGCAGGUCCAUUUGCCCGUUCUUCUCUCGUAACUUUCAAACCUUUGACCCAAUCAACUCUGCGUUUUGUUUUUCCAGCAUGGAUGCUCUGUUCAUGGUUCAUGUCUUGCCAUUAUUGCUUUGCUCUUGAGCAGAUCAAGAGAAUAUGCUCAUGAGGGAUUUUCUUAUUUUUAAUAUGCAGAGUUUAACAAGUCCUGACGCUGCCAAAGCACCCCCCACAUUAUGACACUACCACCACCUUGGCUUACUAUUGCUCUGGUGUUUUUUUUAUUUAUUUGGUUCUAGCUAAAACAGGUCAGGAACUUCAUUUAUCAUUCUUCCAAAGCCUUUUCUUGUCAAACAUCGGCUUUAUGUUGGCACUAAUUACAUUAUUUAUAUUGAGUCAUUUAAUGGUAUAUUUGUGUUUUUUUUUUCUUUGUAUUAAUGAUUUGGCCUUUACAAUUGUAGUUUAGAUCCACAUCCUGAGGAUUUUGGUUUUGUGUGCUUCUUUUCCUAUGCAAACUUGCUGGUUGUUGUAAUUCCCAUUUCUGCUUUGUUAAACUGAAAUGCUUCUGACAUGUUUUGAUGGACUUAUGAAAAAAUGUCUAAACGAUGUGAAUACAAAGUUUUAUGUGAACAAUGAUAUUGUUUCUAUUGAUAUUCUUAUAGGAAGAAGUGCAUCACCAAAGGUUUUCUGUAAUUAUAUUAUUACUCCUUCAUGAACAAAUUUAAAUUCGGAUGCACAAACUGAAAAGGGCUAAAUAUUUGUGCUUAACAUUUAAAAUGCCUUCAGUUUAUUGAAAUCUUACAAAACAAACGCUCAUGCCAAAAAGAAAAAAAAUAGCCGAAGCAUUUAUGGAAGCUUAGAUGUGCUUUUGAAAAAAUUUAACUUUCAGGAAAUAUUUUGUGUGAUGCAACAGAUUUGGACAAAAGCCAUAGUCUGUAUUCUGGAUGCAGUUUUUAGCAGAAGAAAAAGUUUGUUGGCGCCUCACAGCAGCUCAUUCCUGACAUCAUGAUGAAUCCAUGCAGCAGCCGGUGAGGAAUGGCAUCUGCCAGAAAGGCGUGCCACUCUGCACAUGUGCAGCAAUGCAUGCACGAGCUGUGCAUAUGCUGGGUUUCUCACAGAUCUGCGUGCAGCUGUGACCGCAGCGCAUUUGACUCCUGAACUUAUAAACAUGACCAAUGGAACUAGCAGCUUGCAUAUUUUUCUAGAUCUGAACUUGGUAUUCAGGGUUGCUUUUUUUUUUUUAUAAACAUAAAACUGAUAACACAUGAAAGCUGUGUUAACAUCGUUGUUAUUGCUGUUUGUCAGCAACCUCUGACUCAAAUAGCACAAAAAUGUUGUUCCGAUCUUAAAAAACAUAACAAUUUUUAAAAAACUGAUUCACAAAAUACUUCUUGUCAAAUGAUUUAAGGAGAUCCAAGUUUUGACAAGUGAUGAAAAUAUGUUAAGUGAAAAAUCCAGUCAGUAAAAUGGUCUGAUGGAACAUCUUUGGUUUCAAAUGCAGGCAAACUUCUGUUGACUGUGAUUGUGAACUUUUAAGGUCCCGUUUGAAAAGUUCAGGUGAUCCAGAUUGUGGGUCUUUGUGUUUCCCACAGUUCUUCUGACCACACAGUGUAAAGCUGUGUUUGAUGUGCUGCCUUUCAAAAUAAAACGUUUCAAACAACUUG
Messenger RNA from Oryzias latipes (Japanese medaka), 3086 nucleotides. RefSeq names its product ras-related protein Rab-37. The record is from RefSeq and is a predicted model, not a curated record. Gene Ontology annotation, molecular function: GTPase activity; GTP binding. Lineage: Eukaryota; Metazoa; Chordata; Actinopteri; Beloniformes; Adrianichthyidae.